Messenger RNA from Caenorhabditis remanei, 2187 nucleotides. RefSeq lists its product as uncharacterized. Bases 1 to 2187 code for a protein of 728 amino acids. Lineage: Eukaryota; Metazoa; Nematoda; Chromadorea; Rhabditida; Rhabditidae. The record is from RefSeq and is a predicted model, not a curated record. The transcript is spliced from 7 exons.
AUGACGAGUCGUGGUCCGAAUAAUCGUCCGCCAGAAAACGACAGCAAUGGGAAUGGAAACAACUUUGAGAGGAACAAAUUUAGACAAACAAUGCCAUCGCGUUUCAAUCCGAUUUCUCCUCCUGAUCAUCGCAAUCAACGUUAUCAAAACCACCCGAAUUCUCCCACACAAAGCUACGUUUCUACUGCUACGACCUAUGAACAGCCAUGGAGUUCUCCAAAGUUUCAAGCUCCCGCAACGCCACGAGAUGAUCAGCCACGCUUUCGAAGAACUCACUCAAUGGCAGCGAAGAAAUUCGGAGGAGGAGGGCAGAAAGGUGUCAAUGAGAAAUCAGAAGAUGAUCAAAAAGUCGAUCGACCGAAGAUCAAUUUCAUGGAACUCGGCAAAAAAUUCACAAAUAAAUUCAAGAAAAACAGAAAUAGGAAUAAUGAUCAGAGAAACAUCGAUCGGAUGUCUGCUCCAAUUAUCAAAUUAGGGGAUGCCCCGUCUACUUCACAACCACAGCUUCAAACAACUGCUUCUCCAAGUCCAACAAAAAAGAAAAAUGCGAUCAAAGGAUCGACGAGUAUGAAGAUGCAGCCAGAGGAUCGAAUGAAAAUGUUUCAAAAAAUGGGUCGAGAACAAGCGAUGAAAGUGAGCAAUGUACAACGAAUGCAACGAGAGCGUCAACGGGACUUUUCACUUGUUCCAGGACCAGGAAGGGCUUGUUUGGAAGUAAAAAAUCCAGGAUCAAGUCACUCAAUUGACAGUAUGCUCGUUUUCAACACAACACCCGAUUCCAGAAGAAGCACAUCACUUUCGAUGACGGAUGAUGACGUGGAACCAGUAUUUAAAAACUCGCUGACUAACAAGAACAUCACGAGCGCACAAUUUAAAUGUCAGCAGAAGUUAUCAAGCGGCCCGAGUUUCACAAGUACUCCAAGAUUGAUAGGAAACACGAGCCUUCAAGCAGAUUCUCCGACGAUUUCCAACGUUAGAAGUCUGUCCAAUUCAUCGUUUUGUCUGUUAACUUCCGAUGACACUACUGUAAAUCGUGCUGAUUCAACGAUGUACUUCUCAGCAGACACAUUGAAUGCGAAACCACCAAACUUCAGAGUUCCAAAUAACAUUCCCGAAAGAUCGAUGACUGAUGUAUCAUUAGCUUCAACAGCUUCUACACCUACUGCCACAUCAUCGUCUGUCACUUCAUCCGGUGCCACCUUAUCGUCUACCUCAUCAAACCCGCCAGUGUCAAUAAAAAAGGUCAAACAAGAAAUCGUUGAGAACGAAGAUCAAUCCAAUUAUCCAAGUUUUUCAUCACCGACGCCGACAUCAGAUUUGGAAAGCUUAACUCAAAAUCAGCAAAAACAACUACAAAUGCAACAAAACAAUCAGCCAGAGCACUUGAAUAAUCUUUGGGUUGUUUCAAAAGAGAUUCGAGACAAUCAACUGCAACUUGAACGAGCUCUUCCUCAUUUGGAAACAAUGAGAAAUCGAGCAAUGGCAAUUGAUCAGCAGAAGAUGUUGUUGCUUGAGUCGAAAGGAGAUAAUCCUUCGAAUGAAGAUAUGCGUCGUUUGUGGGAUCUCGAUCGCGAAUUCGUCCGUGUCAACAACGAAAUGUCAAUGGCCUCAAUGGCAAUUUCGAACGCAAAUCAACUUCUACCUUUUCUCGAAAUGCGUCGGAAUGAGCUCCUUUCAUUAUCUCCACCACCACAAGUUUCAUCUCAAAAUAAUUUUCAAACAGUCGUUGGAGUCACCGAGGAGAUUGCUCCAUUUGCUAACGAUGUGCUCGGUUUGGAAGUAUCUUCUUGUGAGAACAGAGAUGAAGCAGAUGGAAGCCUGGAAAAUAUAUUAUACAUACAUUACAAAACAACUUUAACUGAAUACGUCUACUGUGAAACAUUCACUCACUUCCUAUGUGUCUUUGGACUAUCCAACGGCUUCGAUGCAUCUGGCACUGACCAUUUCUUGGCAGUUGCUGAUCCAACUGAUCCACCAUUGGAUCCAUUUGUUCCGAUCCCACAUCCGCUAUCCGAUGAACCAUUACUUGUAUUAGAUUUCGAAUCAACCGCAUCUGACUUUGCUUGUGUCAUUUUGCGCGGCGGAGGCGGAGCUUGUGGAAUAUUACUGAUUGGUGGAGCUGGUGGAGCUGCUGUGGCGGAACCAGCACUAGUACUCGAACUUUGGGAAGCUCGUCGUUGUUGUUGA